Messenger RNA from Malus domestica (apple), 444 nucleotides. NCBI's taxonomy places the organism in Eukaryota, Viridiplantae, Streptophyta, Magnoliopsida, Rosales, Rosaceae. The record is from RefSeq and is a predicted model, not a curated record.
AUGGCAGGCAGCUACUUGAUCAAUGUUUCAGGCCCAGGUUUUUCAAGCCCCUAUCAGAUGCUCGCUCGUUUUACGCAUGGUUGGCAUAAAUUGGUCGAGAUAUGGGAGAAAGCAUUGAAAAUCUACGGGGAGGUUCUGAGAUUGGUGAGGAGGUUACCAAAGGACUCUCAACCUUACUACGCCAAGUACGCCCGCGAGAACUUCGUCAAUUACAGAGAGGUCGAGGCCAACGACGACAAGGCCCUCCACGAUCUCUUCCUCAGGGCCUACAAUCAUUCCCUCUGGGUCCUAAAUAAGUACUCUGUGGAUGAAUCUGCGGCUGAUAAGUUGAAGAAAAUCUGCUCCGAUUAGGGUGCCCGCCGGGGUGUUCGAUGUAAUGCCCCAGUGGGUUCUUAACCACUUGUUUUCGAAGUUUGAGUUUCUUUUGUUGAUUGUUUGACAGGG